GGCCAUCUUGGAUCAGUGGCGCUCCGCACAGAGCAGAGGACGGAGGACGUAAACGGAGGAGCCAGUUAGCUUGACGUUAGCCUCUCCGCGAGAUUAACCACGAUCUGUGUCUGCUGUCGUGGUGCGACGAUGCUUCAUAGCUGUUGUUCUCCGUUAAAUGCCACUUUGAGUGCAUGAACAAUGUGUAUAAACUGUGUUAAAGGCUUCACGUUAUAGCUCCGGAGAGGAGGAGGAGGGCGGCGGCGGCGGCGGUGCAGAUCCUCCGUAUAUUGUUUAAGAUUUCUGGAUAGAGGAGUUACUAUGAAUGGAGGAUAAAUGUUGCCAAAGGCUGACAGCAGCAGUUUCGUCCUCUUCUCUCUCCUCUUCGUCCUCACGUUAACGGACCCACCACGGACAGGUCCGCGGGUAGCUCUGGCAAGAUUAUUGUCAGAGCAGCGCUGCAGCCCUGGGCAGUUUGCCUGCCGCAGUGGGAAGAUGCAGUGUAUCCCGAUGUCCUGGCAGUGUGACGGCUGGACAGCAUGUGAGGACAAGAGUGACGAGAUGGACUGUCCCCCUAUAAAGGAGGAGCGGUUUCGUUUUGGUAACGGAUACGACCAGGUAGAAGACGUCAUUGGUGUGGCUCAGCCUGUGCGCUUCAACAGUAAGCACCUCACUUCACUCUCCCCUGAGAAAUGCCCCAGUGGAUGGCACCACUACGAGAAGACGGCCAGCUGUUACAAAGUGUACCUGAGGAACGAGAACUACUGGCAGGCCGUCGAUACUUGUCAGAAAGUCAAUGGCUCGCUGGCUACUUUCGUUACCAACGAGGAGCUGCAGUUCAUCCUGAAGAUCGAGGUGGAUUUUGAUGACAAAGUCUGUGAGCGCAGAGACCAGUGCAAGUUUUGGGUGGGCUACCAGUAUGUGAUCACCAAUCAGAACCACUCUCUGGAGGGCCGCUGGGAGGUCGCAUACAAAGGGUCCAUGCAGGUGUUUCUGCCACCUGAGGGUCUGACCAACUUUGGGGAGGCGUCUCCCACCCAGGACAAUGUCUUCUGUGCCCAGCUGCAGCGCUUUCAGAUCAAAAGCAUGAAUGAACGAGGCCUGCACAGCUGGCACGCUGAGAACUGCUACAAGAAGUUCCCAUUUCUCUGCAAGAGGAGGCAAACAUGCGUGGAUAUAAAAGACAACGUCGUAAACGAGGGCUACUACUUCACCCCCAAAGGUGACGACCCGUGUUUGAGCUGCACGUGUCAUGACGGCGAGCCUGAGAUGUGUGUGGCUGCGCUGUGUGAGCGUCCGCAGGGCUGCCAGCACUUUCGCAAGGAUCCCAAAGAGUGCUGCAAGUUCACCUGCCUUGACCCAGAUGGAAACAGUCUGUUCGACUCGAUGGCCAGUGGAAUGAGACUGAUCGUCAGCUGCAUCUCGUCCUUCCUCAUCCUCUCUCUGCUGCUCUUCAUGGUGCACAGACUCCGUCAGCGGAGACGUGAACGCAUCGAAACUCUGAUUGGAGGAAACUUGCACCACUUUAACCUUGGAAGACGAGUCCCCGGCUUCGACUACGGCCCUGAUGCCUUUGGCACCGGCCUCACUCCCCUGCAUCUGUCUGAUGAUGGAGAGGGAGGAGCUUUCCAUUUCCAGGAGCCUCCACCACCGUACGCAGCCUAUAAGUACCCCGACAUCCAGCAUCCUGACGACCCCCCUCCUCCGUAUGAAGCCUCCAUCAACCCAGACAGCCUCCUCUACGUGGACCUCGGACAUGGGGUUUCCCUGGUGCCGAGCCAGAUGAACACCAUGGUAGACGGGCUCCAGGCAGCUAUUCCCAACGCCUCUGGCCCCGCGACGGACUCGGCUCCGCCCCCUCAGGAGAGGGAGGACUCCAUAGAUAGCAGCACCCUCCUGGUGGGGCCAGACACCCCGACAGACGGCCACGCCCCUGCUCCCAUGCCCGCAGACUGCGCCUCCUCCCUCAGCACCGUCGUAUAGGACUGUGGACGGACGGCAGGGAGCUGCAUCCGCACAUAACCCCGAUGGUUGAGGAAGGUCAUGAGUGCGUUCUUCUCCGGGAGAGGACGCAGCAGACGGUGGUGUCAUGUAUCAAAACGCUGACUGCAGGGAGGAGAGAUAAAGUUUGUACAGACAUAACAGAAGAAGCCAUCUUUGAGGUGCAAGGAUGCCCUCUUUCUGAAGACUCUUCUGCAGUUGGCCUUUCCGAGUGUUGUUUUUUUUAAAACACUGGCAUCUGAGGGAGCAGAGAGGACUGUUUCUAUACAGAAGAGAAAAAAAAAAACACUACAUUGUGGCUGAAAAGGCUGCACUUUUUUCUUUAAGCAUCGACUGAGCAAAGCUUUUUGAAACAUCUCAGAGUUGGCCUGAUUGGUCGAGAGGCCCCAAUGUAAAUACCCCUUCAGGUCCGUUUCCCGUCAAAUUUGUUAUACUUGUGUGUCACAGUCCAGCACAAGAAUGACAGACGGACGGUGAAGUCAGCUAAUGUUUCUUGUGCGUUUUUGUUUGCAUCUUACUGUCCAAACGGACGUAUCUGUGUUUGAUCUGACGGUCCCCAGGCUACAAUAAUGUUCCCAUCGGCCCUGUUCUCGAUUUCUACUCGCUCAGAGAAUCUACUGUCCACUCCCUUUCUUAUUAGUCUGAUACAUGAAGCUGUCUUCCAGGUUUAUAGCGCGUAUUUGCAGCAAAAGUUUUGUAAUUCAGAGGUUUAACCUUGCAAGAGAGUACAGUUAGUUUCCUGCUAUAGCGGUUUUUAUUAGGUAAUGCUGACACAAGGCAUUGUGUAUCAAGGAAUGUUGUGGUACUGAUAAAUAUCUGAGUUUGUUAUUGUGUUCUUUUUGAUGACAAUUUAUGACUUCAGGCUGUAUUCUUGAUUGUUUUAUUGUGAGAUAGACGCAGCCUGAACUCCCUAGUGAUCAGCGAGCGCAAGCGACGAAGCUUUUUGAGUGUUGAUGUGAAGAUUAGGGAUGAUAUUCUGUCAUUAAAUUUGAGAAAAUCAAUUUAUUUAAGAUAGCUGUUCCAAUCAUGUAGUGGUUUAAUCAACAUCAACUCUUGGCAGCAUAGUUGUGUAUUCGCUAACUGAACCAUGUUUAGGGAUUCAAAGCUCAGUGUUUUGCACGCUCAUCCCUCGAUUUAAUCAGGGUUUGUUUUUUUUGGUUUGUUUUUUUUGUUGCAAAGAAAUUUGUUAAUUGUCACAUUUGGAUGCUGCCCCUCCAUUCCUGAUGUGUUUCUAUGUGUGGUUCUCCAUGCAAUACACCCAUUAUCUCAGUUUUUGAGGUUCAUUUCAGCUUCUGAUGAAGAUCUCUGACUGUAGCUGUGAGUCUAUUUCGGUGUUGAAGGGUCUGUUACCGUCCUUGUUUCUCAGUGGGAUUGCAGUAAAAAAAAAAAAAAUUGUAAUAAAAAGAAAAUUGUAUAUUUGGAACUUCUUAGACCCAUUUUAUGGCGACACACAAGGAUGAAUUUUGCAGAGCCAGAAGAAGUUAGAUCAGAAUCGAUCCACAACCACCAGCAUUCAAACCGCUAUUUUGAUCUGCUCGAGCACCAGCUGUAAAUGUGUGUCUGACUGACGGUCUGUGUAUCUCAUGUUUGAGUUUAAAACGUUUAUUUAUUUUUUUCCCCAUUUUUUCUUUUUUUGGGGGGGUAUUGACAAUCCAUAGCUAAUUAUCCCAGAAACAAAAUCGCAUCAAUUGUGAAAAAAUGGCAUCUACAUGUGCGCGUGUGUGUGUGUGUGUGUGUAUAGGAGAAGGUAUACAUUUUUAUUUUUCAUCUAAGUUGUUUGGUUCGAUUUUAUUUUAAUUUUUUUAACCUGCUUUUUGGGGCUACAGUGCAUGUUUUAAUUUGUUGGCAUGCUGAGAGAUUUUUCUUUUGAUGGAAACAUUUUUAGCUCAACAGUCUGUCCUGUACAGUAAACUCCUGCAUAUAGAUUAACUUCUCUGUAUGCAUCCAAAAACCUGCCCGUAUCCCAAAAACAGCUGCAUUUACGCUGUAGUUCCUGUGCUAGACUAUGGUGGUGUGAGAACUAAUUUUAUUGGGAUAUGAUUUGUUUUAUGUAUAAUACGACAAAUGCUACAUUUCAUUGUCUUUUAUUUCAUAGCCUUUAAAUAAAUAAAAAAAAGUGCUUCA
Molecule: messenger RNA, 4104 nt
Organism: Anoplopoma fimbria (sablefish)
Lineage: Eukaryota; Metazoa; Chordata; Actinopteri; Perciformes; Anoplopomatidae
Gene: dgcr2
Product: DiGeorge syndrome critical region gene 2
Exons: 11
Coding region: 316-1962 (548 amino acids)
Cellular component (GO): membrane
Molecular function (GO): protein binding
Source: RefSeq, a predicted model, not a curated record